AUGGAGCCAGCGAGUUUUGCGAUCGGGCUUGUAGGACUUGUCAGUCUCUUCAAUACAUCCUUGGACAUUCUCGACAAAUUUGACUCGUGGCGAGACUGCGAAGACGAGUCCCAAGCAUUGAUAGCUCGAUUCAAAGCCCACAAGCUUCAGCUGGAACGAUGGGGCCAGGCUGUUGGGAUAGAAAAUGGAAUCAUGUCAGCUAAGCAUGAUAAGCUUCUUGAUGAUUCGCGCACAUUGAGGACAGUCCAGGAUCUCCUUUCAGCGAUCGUCUACAUCUGUGGCCCUGACGAACCGCCACACAUUCCACUGGACUCAAAAAGACAAAAGCUGAAUUGGACUCUACGAGCCAAGAAGAAACGAACCACGCAAGUUGAACAAUUCGCCUCGAUCGUGGAGAUCCUCCAUAGCUUGGUUCCCAUCGAAAAAGACGGGGUCUCAAGAUACGACGACUCAUUUCAGAGGGCUAACUCAUCAAGACACAUGAAUAAUGCCUUCCAGAGUCACGGAGAUUGGGUAACGGAUAUGAAACGCAUUUUGAGUAAUAUAGAGAGCGAGAUUGAAGUCGAGACACGACGCGAUUUACAAAAAUGGCUACUGGGAAACUAUCUUCCGAACGACCGCUACGAGACGUACAAAGAGAAGCGGUUGGAUGGUACUUGUGAAUGGAUCAUAUCUCAACCAUGGUUUCGUGACUGGUCUUCUCCUGAUUUCCCAAAAGGAUCUGCUAAGAUUCUUUGGAUCAAUGGCCCUGCGGGAUUUGGAAAGACUGUGCUAUGCACAAAAAUUAUCGAUCAUAUGUCCUCUAUUGCAAAAGGCCCUCUUGGCCAUUUCUUUUUCUCUGCAGACUUCGAAAGACAUGACCCCUUUACGGUGAUCAGAUUGUGGGUAUCCCAAGUGGUAUCUCAUCCAAUAGCAUUCAAACUGGCUCGUGAAAUGUGGGCUAUUCAGCAAGGGCCAAAUGCAACGCGCACCGAUCUCAUGAAACUCUUGCGAGCGAUUGUGACUGCCGUUCCCGGGUGUACAUUCGUCGUGGAUGGGUUAGAUGAAUGUACUUGGCAGAAAGAACAUCAGCAGACUGGAGGAAACGAAACAAUCUCUGGCUUUAUGGAGGCCUUGAGGAAAAUUACUGAAGGCGCAACUACUCGCCUGAUGAUCACAAGCCGCGAUGAACCGGAAAUACGAAAUCUAUUAAGCGUCCAUGCGCACCACUGCUUAAUGACCGAGCAUAAAAUUACCUCUGAAGAUGUUCAAAUUGAUGUCGCAUCGUAUUCACGAAAGAUUGUCUACCAGGAGCUGAAAAAGAGCACGGAGGCUGCCAAGAACACUCUCACUCAGAAAUUGGCUGAACGAUGUAGCGGUCAGUUCCUUUGGGUGACAAUGCAGCAGGAAUCCUUGCGCCGCAACAGUUGGAGAAGUCAGAAGGAGAUAGAGCGAACAAUCAACACCACGCCAAAAGGCCUCGAAAGGGUCUACGAACAGAACUGGAUCAAAAUUUUGGAACUUCCGGAGGAAGAUCGCGGUCGAUCACUUUCCUUGCUGCGCUGGACGGCAUUUUCCCAGCGGCCACUGACUGUCAAUGAAAUAACCGAAGCCCUUCUUAUUUGCGAGACCCGCGAUGAAGUGAGAAUAGACGAGCUGCCAGAGGUCAUUGACAUGGACUACAUUGAAAACGGGAUAUCAUACUACUGCGGAUCACUUCUCGAGAUUAGAGGCCCCCAGGAGGAAAGCGAAGAUGGGGUCAAGACAGUGCAUUUAGCACAUUUCUCGGUGAAACAAUACUUGCUCCACAAAGCUUCAAGAGCCAGGCUUUUACAUCUGAACGGUGCCCUGGGUUAUUUUGCAGAAUCGACUGAGAACACUUUGCUAGCCAAGAUGUGCCUGCGCUAUGUGAACUUUUUAGCAACACGACGAAAAGGUCCUCGGAUAGAGCAUGAUCGAUUUCGUGGAUUUUUCUUGGAUUACGCCGCAGGCUCAUGGCAACAGCAUGCCUGUAUCGGUGAGGCAAAGGACGGCGAGCUAAUAUCGUACACAAAUCGUCUAUUUGACAUAAAGGGGCCAAGCUGGACUGCGAUGAGGGAAUGGCUUGAUCGAGACUAUACAGAAGGUGGAAGGAAACAGUCAGGAAUCGAACACAACCCAGCGGGGCCGGUGUAUUAUGCGGCAUUACUCGGUCUAGUCGACACACUGAGCUUUUUGAUGAAUGAACGAAAGCAUUCCGCCGAUGAGACAGGUCCUCUAAUUCUCCUUGAGAAGGGGGCAGACCUUACAAUAGUGAACAAUGAUAGAUGGACACCAGUGAACAUUGCCUCAUCAAACGGCCAUCUCGAGGUGGUCAAGCUUCUCCUCGAGAAGGGGGCGGAUCCUAAAACUGCGAACAAUGCCGGAUGGACUCCAGUGAACUCAGCAUCAGAGCAUGGUCAUCACAAGAUAAUCAAGCUUCUCCUCGAGAAGAGGGCGGAUGCUAAAACUGCGAGCAAUAAUGGAUGGACACCAGUGAACAUUGCCUCAUCAAACGGCCAUCUCGAGGUGGUCAAGCUUCUCCUCGAGAAGGGGGCGGAUCCUAAAACUACGAACAAUGCCGAAUGGACUCCAGUAAACUCAACAUCAGAGCAUGGUCAUCACGAGAUAAUCAAGCUUCUCCUCGAGAAGAGGGUGGACUUGACAAUCGCGAAUAAUGAUGAAUGGACACCAGUGAAUACUACGUCACAGAACGGUCAUCUAGAGGUGGUCAAGCUCAUCCUUAAGAAAGAGACAGACCUUGCGAUUGCGAGCAAUAAUAGAUGGACACCAGUGAACAUUACCUUAUUAAACGGCCAUCUCAAGGUGGUCAAGUUUCUCCUCGAGAGAGAGGCGGAUCCUAAAACUGCGAACAAUACCAGAUGGACUCCAGUGAAUAUCGCGUCGCAGAAUGGUCAUCUAGAGGUGGUCAAGCUACUUCUUGAGAACGGGGCGGAUCCUACAGUCGCGAGCAAUAACGGUACGACACCAGUCCAUACAGCCUCAUUGAACGAUCAUUUCAAAUUGGUUCAAUUGCUUCUGGAGGAGGGGGUCAAUAUCGGUAUCCCUGACAUUGAUGGAUUAGUACCUCUGUAUUCAGCCUCAGUUGAUGGACAUCUUGAGGUAGUCAACCUUCUCCUAAACCACGAAGCGGAUAGCAGAGUCACUGAUAAUGAUGGAUACACGCCCCUCUAUACUACCGCACAAAAUGGAUCUCUUGAGAUAUUGAAACUACUCUUGGUGCACAAAGCAAGUUUUAUGACUAGACAUAAAGGUGGAUGCACACCUUUGUAUACCGCAUCAGACAACGGUCAUCUCGAAGUGGUCAAACUACUUCUCGAGGAAGGGGCGGAUGCCACAGUCGUGAACGAUAACGGAUGGAUAUCACUAAAUUCAGCCUCAUGGAAUGGCCAUCUCGAGGUAGUCAAGCUUCUCCUCGAGAAGGGGGCGGAUCCUAAAACUGCGAAUAAUGUCGGAUGGACUCUAGUGAACUCAGCAUCAGAGCAUGGUCAUCACAAGAUAAUCAAGCUUCUCCUCGAGAAGGGGGCGGAUCCUAAAACUGCGAGCAAUGAUGGAUGGACACUAGUGAAUAUUGCGUCACAGAACGGUCAUCUAGAGGUGGUCAAGCUUCUCCUCGAGAGAGGGACUGACAUUAUGACGAGAAGUAAAAACGGACGAACGCCAAUUUAUUCAGCCUCGGCGAACGGCCAUUUGGAGGUCGUCAAUCUUCUUCUUGAGAAUGGCGCCAAAUCGCACGAUCACGAUGUUCGGUUAUCCAUGCCUCUCCAUGUAGCCUCAGCGAAUGGCCACCUCAAGGUAGUCAAGCGACUUCUUCGUUCAUCAGGUACGAAAAUCGACACGUGCGAUGACUGUGGUCGUACUCCUCUCUUUCUUGCCGCUGCAAGAGGACAUUCCGACCUUGUACACUUGCUCAUUUCACAAGAUGCGCUUAUGAAUAUGCAAGACCGUUACAUGUCUACUCCUCUCUGUUCCGCAAUCCGGAACGGACACGAGGAUGUCGUCCGUCUACUACUUCCAUUCGCAAAGACAGCAGCUGGAUUUGAGGAUGCUUUGGGUAAAAACCUCGUCUGGUGGGCGAACAAGACCGGAAAUGUCAACAUUAUCGAGAUUGUGGAUCAGUGGGCUCAAAAGAUGAAUAUUAAGAUUCAUGAAAAUGAUCUCGCUUCGCAAAACGCAGUGGCUCCGUCGCGACGACUUUCUCGA
Molecule: messenger RNA, 4221 nt
Organism: Penicillium brevicompactum
Lineage: Eukaryota; Fungi; Ascomycota; Eurotiomycetes; Eurotiales; Aspergillaceae
Exons: 4
Cellular component (GO): cytoplasm
Molecular function (GO): protein binding
Source: RefSeq, a predicted model, not a curated record